AUGGGCGUCUUUAAAAGUCAACAAGAGCAGAUCCUCGCCGACAUCUCGGGCCACGCGCGGCCGGGCGAGGUGCUGGCUGUUUGGGGCCGAGCGUCUGGCCGGCUGAAACCGGACUCGGGAGAGAUCCUGCUGAACGGGGAGCCGCUGACGAAGCGACUGAAGCGCAGUGUCUGCUGCUCCAAGAAGACAUAUUUUUUCGCGAACCUCACCCUAAGGCAAACCCUGACGUACGUGGCCCAGCUGCGGCUGCCUGAGCGGCUGAGCCGGGCCGAGAGGGAGCGUCAUGUCGACCACAUCAUCAGCAGUCUGGAGCUGGACCAGUGUCAGCACACCCAAAUAGGGGAGUACAUGAAAGGCGGCCUGUCCGGAGGCGAGAAGAAGAGAGCCAACAUCGGCUGUGAACUGCUAACUAAUCCAUCUAUCAUGCUCCUCGAUGAACCGAGCACCGGCCUGGACUCGAGCGCCACCUACAGCCUGAUCCGAAACCUCAAGGACUACGCCGUCAAGGAGCGCAAGACGAUCGUGCUCACCGUCCACCAGCCUUCUUCGCAGGUGUUCCACACGUUCGACAAGCUGCUGCUCCUCUGCGACGGGCAGAUGGCCUACUUCGGCGAGGCUGUCGACGUGGUGAACCACUUCGGCAGUCUUGGUCUGUUCAUCCAGCGCCACUACAACCCCGCCGACUUUGCCAUGGAGCAGGUGAAGCCGUCAUCACCCAGUCGACAGCUGGUGUUAUCGGCGGCGGCGGCGGCGGCGGCGGCAGAGACUCGUCUGCUCACCCGGCCAGAGACGCCCUACUCCAGCACGGACAGCCUGAGGUCCGGGGGGUCCGUGGACUCUGAGGGGAACGGGCGGGACAUCUGCGGCUGUGAACGGAGUCCGUGCCGAUCAGGCAGCCCCGCCCACGACCCAGGUGACGUCCGGGGACGCUGCGGCCACGGCGGCACCAGCCACCUGCAUAUCGUCAUCGAGCCGACUGUUGGAGGCCUGAAGCCAGGAGCAGGAAGCGACGUCGACAGCGGCACCUCCAGCUGGUCGAACGUCACCCAGAGUCAGCAAGGGGUGGAUGAGCUCGACCCCGACCGCUGGCCGACCAGCUUCUGGACACAGCUGAAGGUGCUGACAGCGCGGACGUUUCACGAGGCGCGGCCACGCGUGCUGAGCCAGCUGAACCUGUUGCUGACGGUGGUGCUGGCGCUGCUGGCCGGCCUGGUCUGGCUGCGCACCGAACGCUCCGAACAUGCUAUCGCUGACUUCCAGGGCUGGAUCUUCUUCUCCACCAACUACUGGAUGCUCUUCUCACUGUUUGGUGCACUCUUUGCCUUGCCCUCGCAGCAGAAAGUGGUGAACAAGGAGCGGGCGUCUGGGGCGUACCGGCUGUCGGCCUUUUACCUGGCACGGCUGGCUGGCGAGCUGCCGCUGCUGCUGGCGCCACCUGCCCUCUACUUCGUCAUCUCCUACCCCAUGCUGGGCGCCAGUUCGCCGCUCACGUUCGGUCUUCUUCUUCUGCUCCUGCUGCUCAACAGUGUGGUGGCAGAGCGGGUGAUCUGGAUUCAGCGGGUGGUGGUGUAUGCCCGGCGUUAG
Molecule: messenger RNA, 1584 nt
Organism: Pollicipes pollicipes
Lineage: Eukaryota; Metazoa; Arthropoda; Thecostraca; Pollicipedomorpha; Pollicipedidae
Product: ABC transporter G family member 14-like
Biological process (GO): transmembrane transport
Cellular component (GO): plasma membrane
Molecular function (GO): ATP binding; ABC-type transporter activity; ATP hydrolysis activity
Source: RefSeq, a predicted model, not a curated record